AUGCCCCUUGAGCUUGAAAACGUAAAAUCAUUAUUACCGCCAGGUAUUACUCUUUUACCUGGCGAAACAAUAGAAUUUAUAGAUAGAACAAGCGCAAUCAAAUUAUCUAAAGAGACUUCAGAUGGAGGCUUUGUUGAAUGUGGUUACGACACUGAUGAAUUUUAUGGCCAAAGGGACACUGCAAAUGAAUCUAUUGUUCUAAUAACAAAUUACAGAACAUGUUAUCAUCCUAUAAGAAAUUACUCUGAUCACCUGGCCACGACAUCUUUAACAACCAGGUUAACUUCAAUAAUAUCACUCACAACACAAAUUCCUCACCUUUCUGUCUCUUCAUUAGAAGAAUCACAAUCACAAAUCACAAUAUCUCUAAAGUUCUUUCCAUCAAAGUAUUUAUUUACAUUCUCGAAAUCAAAAAGGUCAAAUUUCUCCUUUGAAAAUAACGGAAAUAUUACCACUAUCCAAUCUAAUAACAAUUACAAUAAUAAUUCAUUAUGUAUGAAAUUUGCCUUUAUAUUAAAAGACUUUGUUAAUCCUGAUGUACUGGAAAAUGUUUUUGCAUUUCAUAUGGGAGAAAGUUACAUCUCUCAAAGCAAUGAUGAUGAUGAUAGUAAUAUUAUUCAUAAAGGAAUAAAUGAAGAAACAUUUCAAUGUUAUAAAAAAUUAGGAUGGACGUCAGGUUACCAAAUAGAGAAGGAGUUUAAACGUUUGAAGAUGGAUAACGAAUCAUGUAGAUUUCCUGUUGUUUGUUGGAAAAAAGGUCAUCAUGUUUUGAUGCGUAGUGCUCAACCAAUGGUAGGGUUUUUUUCUUCGCGUGGUUUGGAAGAUGAAAUUUUAAUUCAAGAAGUUUUAGGUGCAGUCAGUGAGGAGGAACAAGAAAUGGCUAAAGCAAAACAAAAGUAUUUAGGUUUUGAAAUAGGAAGUAUUUCAGAUGGCAAACUUACUAGAAAUUCUAUAAAUUUUGAUGAAAAAUGUCAAAUGAAAAUGUGCAUUUUGGAUGCAAGAAAUUUCACUUCUGCUUUUUCAAAUAUUUAUAAAGGUGGUGGCUAUGAAAAUAUAGGAUUUUAUCCACAAAAUACUACACUGGAAUGGCUGAAUCUUCCAAAUAUUCAUGUUAUUUCAAAUGCACAUUCAAAACUAUUACGUGAAAUAGCAACAAAUGCCUCAUCGCCUAAUUGGUUUUCAGUAUUAGAGUCUACAGGAUGGUUGAAUUGUGUAGCUGGUUUGCUUAAAGCAGCUGGAGGAAAAAAUGGAGUGGUAUCCAAGAUAGUUGAUGAUGAUUCUAGUGUGCUAGUGCAUUGUACUGAUGGUUGGGAUAGAACACCACAACUUGUUUCACUUGCACAAAUAAUGUUAGAUCCAUAUUAUCGUACUUUGAAAGGGUUUAGGGUGUUGAUCGAAAAGGAAUGGAUGGCUUUUGGUCAUCAAUUUAGAGCACGUGGUGAACUCCCGACUAAAUUAUCUUGCAGUGACUAUAGCAGGAAAAAAGGCAACGAUAACAAUAACAGAAAACAAUUUCCUACAUUGUUUGAGUUUAAUGAUUUUUUGUUGUUGUGUCUAGCUCGUGCAUCGGCUGGAAAUUCGCCUUACGGUGAUUUUCUAUGUAAUUCUGAAUUUGAAAGAGAAAUAAUUAGGUUGCGUGAAAGAACUAGAAGCAUAUGGUCAUGGGUGCACGAACAUCGACAAUGCUGCUUUAAAUUUGACCAUGCAUGGAAAAAAGAAGUUUUACGUCCUGAAACUGGCGCCAGGGUAAUAACACUAUGGUCUGAUUAUUAUUUUCCAAAAGAUGAUAAUUCAAUAGCGUUAUUAUCAGUACCACCUGGAUCUGAGAUUAUGUUUACUCCAGGAAUUAAAAUGCCCGAGAAAUUAUUAUUGACAAUGUGUAAAAAAUUGGUAUUGAACAAUAAAAAAAUCGAAAAUAAAGAGGAAUACGGUGGCGAAGAUGAAGAUGAUAAUAAAAUAUAUGUUGAAGAUAUGCUUCUUAAUUCGGUAUUACAGGAUGGUGUCAGAUCUGUACAUAAUGAUGCAACAGACAUUUCAAAAUCCUUACUUUUAGGUCAAUCAGAUUAUAUUGAUUUAAAAGGAUUAUCAAGCUCGGACAAAGUUCCCUUAAAAGCAUUAAGAAAAAAAAUUGAAUCAUUAACAACUCGCACAAACUUUAAAAAAUCUUUUACAUGA
Molecule: messenger RNA, 2175 nt
Organism: Entrophospora candida
Lineage: Eukaryota; Fungi; Glomeromycota; Glomeromycetes; Entrophosporales; Entrophosporaceae
Source: the annotation of a GenBank genome assembly